AUGAAUGAAACAAACCAGACGGAAGAUAUUACAAACCAGGGUGUACCACAACACCUCUACCCAUAUGACAACGACAACAGCCAAUUUAAACUAGAAGAACAAAUUGAGUCACCACUACCACCACAGCAGCAGCCACAAAAAGAAAGCGAACAGCCACAAGAACAGUCUCAAGAUGCUAUUGAAACUUUUUCUAUUACGACUAAUGAAACAGUUUCAGACAAGAUUGUUUCUGUCCCGGUUGAGCAAAUAAUGUCGUCUUCCUCUAUGAUUGCUGUCGAAGGUUCAAAAGAGGCAAAGGAGUCGAUACAGAUUCUUCCUUUUCCUAAAGAAAAUGAGACACCUGAACAGCAGCAGCGACCUCCUAUCGAUGAACCAGACGGACAAACUGAUAUUGUUGCUAGAAUGGAUCAAGUAGCCAUUGUUCAAACGCAACAACAACUUCAAGUCGAGACUGACAACCAAGGAGCUCAAGAAGUACCACAAAACGAAACUGAAUUCAAAGAUGUGAAUAUCAUUCAAAAUGUCAAUAACUCUCAAAAUGUCGAUAACCCUCAAAAUGUCGAUAACUUUCAAAAUGCCAAUAUCUCUCAAAAUGUCGAUAUCUCUCAAAAUGCCAAUAUUUCCCAAAAUGCCAAUAUCUCUCAAAAUGAAGCUGUAGUUAAACAUGAAACGGAAGUUACAAAUGAAUCUAUAGUUAACAACGAAACUGUAGUUCACAACGAAACUGUAAUUAAAAGUGAACCUGUAGUUAAAAGUGAACCUGUAGUUAAAAAUGAACCUGUAGCGGAAUCUGUAGUUAAGUCUCUUGAAAUUGCUAAAUCAGAAAAUUUUGUUGAUAAUGGUAUUUCGAAUACGUCGGUACUUCCGCCGCCAAUUGCGAUGACGAUUGUUUUGCCUCCGUCGAUUCCUCCAGAACAGCAGCAGCAGCAAUCAACGCCAUCUGCAAUUACUAUGAAUAUUGAUCCUCCUUCUGUUUCAUUUACUUCGAAUAUCACAGAGACAUCUUCACCAUCAACUGAAUAUAGAAAUGUUCCACCUCCCCCUUCUCUCACAACAACAACUACUCCUCCUACUACUUCUAAUGCUUCAGAUCAGGUUCAAUUUCAUGAUGCUAUGGCAAAAGUUAAAGCAAUCGCCGCUAAAUUACAGCAACAAGCCGCUGCAGCCGCUCAGAACAACCCAGACCCCUCUGUUAGUCCUGUUCAAAUUCCUCACCAAGGUGUCAAAAGAUCACACGAAGAUAAUUAUCGAGAUGAUUAUCGUCGUGAUUCUUCUUACCGUAGAUCGAAUGAAAGAGGUCGAUACGAAGAUUACGGGAGAGAUUCGAAGAGAACAGCCUAUGAUGGUGGUUCUUCUCGUCCAGAAUAUGAUAGCGGUAGACAUCGUUAUGGACUUGGUAGUGAGGAACGUCGAGCACACCAUGGCUCGCAUUAUGGUCCAGGUGGUGGUGAUAUGUCAUCACGUUCAAACAAUAAUAACAACAACAACGUUCACGAAGAAUUUAAGGUUCCCAAUGCCGUCGUGGGUCUAGUGAUUGGACGUGGUGGUGAAAAUUUGAAAAGAAUAGAGAAAACAACUGGUGCUAGAAUUCAAUUUUCACAAGGCGAGAUAUCAACAGGAAAAAAAAUUAAUUAUCAACCUCCGGAUGCAAUUGAAAGACGCGUAACAAUUACUGGAAGCGCAGACGAUGUACAAAACGCCAAAGGAAUGAUCCAACAACUGGUGGAUGACGCUACCAGUGGAAAUACUCCUGGUCGUCGUGAUUCUUUUGGCCCUAAUCGUACAACAAUUACUAUUCAUAUUCCAAGUAGUAAAGUGGGUGUUGUGAUUGGUCGUGGUGGUGAAACAAUACGCGAUUUACAGGAUAGAAGUGGCGCACGUAUUAAUGUCACGCCUGAUAGUGCUGCACUUCCGUCUGCUAAUGAUCGCCCUGUUACUCUUAUUGGGGAUGAUAAUGCUGUGCAACGGGCUAAAGCUCUUAUUGAUGAGAUUGUUAAUACAGGAGAUCAACCACCUGAUAGGGGAAACCCGAAAGAUUAUCCCUCGAAUAAUUAUGCUAGCGGUACCAAUGCAUAUGGUAACGAUAGUCAUGGAUCAGGUAACUAUGGUGGUGGCGGUGGUGGCCAUUAUGGCGGCCUUGGAGGUCAAUAUAAUGGACCUCCAGGAAAAUCUUCGCAUGAGACUAUCACAAUUCAGGUACCCAAUGAUACGGUUGGACUCAUAAUUGGAAAAGGUGGCGAAACAGUAAGACUACUACAACAACAAUCCGGUGCCAAAAUACAGAUAGAACCAGUUCUUGGACCUCCCCCUGUCGAGCGUAACGUGCACAUAAUUGGGACUUCUGAAAAUGUUUCUGUCGCGAAAUCUUUGAUUCUUGAAAAAGCUGCAUCUGGAAAUGUACAUGUCGUUUGCCAUAUCGCUUCUUUUGACUAUGGACAAAAUAGUGGAGGAGGAUACCAACAAAGCGGUGGUUAUCAACAGCAAAGCGGGUAUCAACAAAGUGGCUACCAACAGAGCAAUAGUAAUUACGCACAAAGCAGUGGAUACCAGCAAAGUCCAUAUUCUUCCAGCUCAUACGCCACGCAGACUCCUCAACAAACCAGUUAUAGUCAAAACACUCCAAUUGACUACAAUCAAAUGAACAUACCGACGCCUGUUGCAAGUGGUUACGCGCCUUCGUCAACAACGUCUACAUACGGGGCUACUAAUCAACAGCCACAAGCUACCACUUCUGGUUACUUGCAGUAUGGCACUUAUGCUCAAAAUCCGUCCACGGCAACUUAUAAUCAAUAUCAAACUCAAUCACAAUAUACGGCGUAUCCGCAACAGACUCAGUAUUCCCAACAGCAGACUCAGCAACCAGUAUCUACUAAUCAAGCCACGACAAUGGCUGACCCCAACAAACCUAUCGACGCUAAACUGGACUCGCAAACACCGACACCAUCUCAAUAUGGAUAUCAGCAGUAUGCAUAUAACUAUGGGACUACUACGGCUGCUACUACAUCGAUGCCGUAUUCCACCAACACUGCGUCAACAAAUAUUUCGCCUGCUGCUGCUACGACAACCACGACUCCUACUUAUCCAACUAACUCGAGUCUAUAUACUACCUCGGCGAAUACAACUGCGCCGAUUUCCACGGCAACAGGAACCACAGAUCAGACAUCGCAAGCCACGACAUAUGCUAAUUAUUAUGCACAAUAUCCACAAGACCAAUAUAAUCAACAGAAUUACUAUCAACAACGCCUCGUUUUUGUGUAUGUCUCUUUUGUCCCAAAUUUGCCAUCAACGUCAUGA
This is a messenger RNA of Ambispora gerdemannii, 3294 nucleotides long. The record is from the annotation of a GenBank genome assembly. Lineage: Eukaryota; Fungi; Glomeromycota; Glomeromycetes; Archaeosporales; Ambisporaceae.